AGCACUGCACUUGCCCUGGCGGGUUCAUCAGGGAACGCAGCUGAACAGCUGGUGGCUAGUUGAGUUGCAGCGGUUGCACUUGUGCGUCGGAACAACAACAAAGAAGCGACUCGACCUCUCCCAGAUUGGAUUUGGAGCUGAUUUCCCCGCGUAUCGUGUGCUCGGCAAACCAUGUCUAAUGCUCCCCCAGUGGAGCGCUCCGGCGUCUUGAUCGUGUGGGACUUUGAUUGGUAAGCGAGAGCGAGAUCAAGUGGAGCAUGUCCCGCUUGCCGGUGUUCCAGAGGAUGCUCGACGCGGUGUGCCUCGCGGGGAGGGUAGGGGCGCAGCAGGCGGUGGUGUCAGACGCCAACACGGUGUUUAUCGAGGAGUUUCUCAAGCACCAUGGGAUCCGCGGUCUGAUCGGAAAGGGAAUCAGCACCAACAGUGGCGUUUUCACGGAGGACGGGCGGCUGGACGUGCAGCCCUACCACACCAACCAAGCGUCGCCUCACGGCUGCAGCUUGUGUCCUCCGAAUAUGUGCAAAGGAAGUAUUGUGGAAGGCUUGCUGGCGGCUCCGGAUGGAGGGGAGGACAGGGCGUUCGACAGGGUGAUCUAUAUCGGAGACGGUGGAGGAGACUACUGCCCGGCGUUGAGGCUGAGACCUGGGGAUUUGCUGCUGGCAAGGGAUGGGGGUGAGGGGGGGCGGAAGUUCGGGCUACGAGAACGCAUAGAGAAGGAGGAGGGUGGGCCGAUGGCCUGUCGGGUGGUACCCUGGCAGAAAGGAGAGGAUGUGUACUCGGCCUUCGAGAGCGAGCUAGUGGGGGGACGGGAAAUGGCGGCCUGA
Ectocarpus siliculosus is the source of this 824-nucleotide messenger RNA. Lineage: Eukaryota; Phaeophyceae; Ectocarpales; Ectocarpaceae. The record is from the annotation of a GenBank genome assembly.